Messenger RNA from Pipra filicauda (Wire-tailed manakin), 2110 nucleotides. It is a transcript of the gene FOXI2, whose product is annotated as forkhead box I2. Gene Ontology annotation, biological process: cell differentiation; anatomical structure morphogenesis; regulation of transcription by RNA polymerase II. The record is from RefSeq and is a predicted model, not a curated record. Lineage: Eukaryota; Metazoa; Chordata; Aves; Passeriformes; Pipridae. Bases 1 to 657 code for a protein of 218 amino acids. Gene Ontology annotation, molecular function: DNA-binding transcription factor activity, RNA polymerase II-specific; RNA polymerase II cis-regulatory region sequence-specific DNA binding. The transcript is spliced from 3 exons.
AUGCACCCCUUCGGGCCGCCCGCGCCGCCGCCGCCGCUCGCCCGGGACCUGCUGGAUGCCGCGGGAUGCUCCGCUCCCUUCCCGGCGCCCCGGCCCCCCGCGCAUCCCGCCGCCAGCCCGUCCCUGUGGCCGGGCGGCCCCUGCUCCCCGUGCCCGCCCGCCGGGGCGGUGCUGCCGCCGGGCCCCGCGGGCGCGGGCCGGGGGUGGCCGGGGAUGUCCCCGCUGUCCCCGCUGUCCCCGCUGUCCCCGGCCCGGCCGCCCUACUCGUACUCGGCGCUGAUCGCCAUGGCCCUGCACAGCGCGCCUGGCCGCCGCCGCACCCUCAGCCAGAUCUACCAGUUCGUGGCGGAGAACUUCCCCUUCUACCGGCGCGGCAGGGCCGGCUGGCAGAACUCCAUCCGACACAACCUCUCCCUCAACGACUGCUUCAGGAAGGUGCCGCGGGACCAGGACGACCCGGGCAAAGGCAACUACUGGACCCUCGACCCCAACUGCGAGAAGAUGUUCGAUAACGGGAAUUUCAGGAGGAGGAGGAGGCGGCGGGCGGAGGGGGCCGGAGCGGCGGAGGCGGCCGGGGGCGGCGGCGGGGGCGCGGGGGUGGCGUGUCCCCCUGGCCCCGAUGCCACCCUGUAUGGCCGCGCCGGGGGCCAGCCCUGACUGGAGCCCCCCGGGCGCACCCAGGUACACUGAGGCACGAGAGAGGAGUACUUUUGUAACGUUUAAAUUGAGUAGGAUUCUAUCAGAGGGGUCAAGCUGCCUUUGGACUGUGAUAUUCAUUCUCCAAGGCAUGGGCACACACUUUUACACAGGAAGAGCCAGAGGAGCCUUUCCAAAACACAGUGAAGACACUGAACCUCAGAGCUGGGCAAGAAAUGAUUUCACUCAACCCACAUUUUCUUCUGCUUCAGGAUACGAAGUUCCAGAUGCAACUUUAUGAGCCGAGCUCUGUAUUUUCACCUUGAGACUGUUUCUCCCGGGACAAUAUCCCAUUGCAGGACCCUGGAAAUGCAGGAAAACACAAAAAAUGAGAACCCCAGGAGGCUGCAGGUGCUUCAAGCUUUCCCAGAACAGCCUUUCUUAGCUCACCUGGGUCCUGCUUUGGGGAAAUCCAUGGACAGCUCAGUGAAAGGAUCCCAUUCCAUUGCCAGAACCUUUCUUCAGAGACUGUUGGUGAUGAUUCAAUGUGUACAUGGAGGCCAUCAUUUGUAUUUCUUUGUGCUCCUGUUGUUCUCUAAUUCUAUUUUUGUGAGUUGGAAAAAAAAGGAGAUUUUUUUAAAUAAAUCAGUCAAAUGGAGCAGGGAAGUUGUAAUCCCUGUAAGAAAAAACAUGGCUUGAGGGAAGAACUGCAUCAGGUAAUGAGGCUCUGGGCUAAUUGGGCAGUGAAGGCUUUAGUGGAAAAGGGUGAUGGGAUGCUGGGAUGGGUGGGAUCUGUGGUCCAGCCUUGCUUAGGCCAAAUUCCCAUGGAAGCCCAGAAACAGCCUCAUUGGGGUGGGUUCCUCAGGAGGGUGAGAACAAGGAGCCAACUCAAGAGCUCAGAUGAGGCUCCAAGGAAACCUGUCCACACUGGAAAUGCAGAAGGGCUGAAGAGCUGGGCCUUUUCACUUGGGGAGUUAAAUCAGAUGUAAAAAAUGAAGCGUCCCUAAGUGUGCAAUGCCCCAGCAGUCUGUGGCACACACCCCUGCUGCCACCCACACCCUGGAUGACUUGCCACUGUUAUUCCACAUCUAUGUGAGCUCAAGAAGUCAAACAUGAGUAAGAGCACAGGAUGCUCUUGCAGUUAGAUGUAAUUUCUGAUAUCUCCUGAUCUUAGAUACAUUAGAAAUCCAAUGGAGAGAUCCUUGGGGAUCCAGGGCCAGGAGUUGGACUCGAUGAUCCUGAUGGGUCCCUUCCAUCUCAGCAUAGUCUCUGAUUCUAUCCUAUAACUCUUGCUGGAGUUUAGAACAUAUUGGUGCCUCCUGUGGUGUCAACUCUGCAGGGAUGGGUGUAGCAUCAAGGAAACAGCAUCUUUUCUCCAUUUCCCCCACAAUAAACUGUAAGCAGGGUUGAAAAGGCUUCACUAGUUGAGGGACUACCCAAAGAGACCAAUAAAUUGUGUUCAUGGUUCAUUUCA